Micropterus dolomieu (smallmouth bass) is the source of this 3059-nucleotide messenger RNA. RefSeq names its product solute carrier family 39 member 9 (gene slc39a9). Lineage: Eukaryota; Metazoa; Chordata; Actinopteri; Centrarchiformes; Centrarchidae. The transcript has 7 exons. Gene Ontology annotation, molecular function: metal ion transmembrane transporter activity. The record is from RefSeq and is a predicted model, not a curated record. Bases 457 to 1395 code for a protein of 312 amino acids. Gene Ontology annotation, cellular component: membrane. Gene Ontology annotation, biological process: transmembrane transport; zinc ion transport.
UCCAUCAGCAACAAACAGGAGGAUGUUCUAUUAGCCAGCUUUGUUAGCCGCUAACCGAGUCGGGCAGCUGCAAUAUUGUUGUUGACAGGUGAAUGUGGAGGAAACGAUGCGGCGAAUCGGAUGUUUGCAAGUGAACGUUACCGUGUCAGGAUUUCUCAUUUGCGGAUUUUGAGAGUCGUGUUAUUACCGACGCUAGUUAGCUUAGCUUUGCUAACGUUGUCGAGGCCAGUGGGCUGCAGCGUCUCUUGUUUAGUUAACGUGGAUGUUGGGCAGCGAGCUGAACUGCUGCCAAAAAGAGGGACGCGACGUUUAUUAAAUUAACACCCACUGUCGUUCACCAACAUUUGUAGCUCGGCGCAUGCAUUUAAAUUUGACGCGCACAAAUAAAAAGUCUGUGUUAAAGUGGAGGUUGGUUUUUAGCAGUGCGUUAGAUUAGCCGAAAAGAAAAGUGCAGUCAUGGACGAUUUUAGCUCGAUCAGCUUGCUGUCUCUUGCGAUGUUGGUUGGAUGUUAUGUGGCAGGGACGAUACCUUUAGCAGUCAACUUUUCAGAGGAAAAGCUGAAACUGAUCACAGUGCUUGGAGCAGGGCUGCUGUGUGGCACUGCACUGGCUGUCAUCAUCCCUGAGGGGGUUCACGCACUUUAUGAAGAAAUCCUUGAAGGUGGACACCACAGCCAUGGCCAGGUUGGAGUCGUGGAAGUGUCUGAGCCAAAGGCUGAAGUAGACGCAGCCCUGAGUGCCAGUGGGAAAAAUGAGCACAGUCACGAGCAGCUUCAUGCCUGCAUUGGAGUGUCUCUGGUCCUGGGCUUCGUCUUUAUGCUACUGGUGGAUCAGAUAGGCAGUUCUCAUGUGCACAACACUGAAGAUCCAGAGUCAGCCAGGGUCAACUCAAAAAUCACCACCACCCUGGGUCUUGUGGUCCACGCUGCAGCUGAUGGGGUGGCACUAGGAGCCGCUGCCUCAACCUCUCAGACAAGCGUUCAGCUCAUUGUCUUUGUAGCUAUUAUGCUACAUAAGGCACCAGCAGCGUUCGGCUUGGUAUCGUUCCUGAUGCAUGCUGGUCUUGAGAGGAACCGCAUCCGCAAACAUCUCCUGGUCUUUGCCCUGGCAGCUCCUGUCCUUGCCAUGCUCACCUUUUUAGGCCUCAGUCAGAGCAGCAAGGAGGCACUGUCAGACAUCAACGCCACUGGUGUCGCCAUGCUUUUCUCUGCUGGCACCUUCCUCUACGUGGCCACUGUCCACGUCCUCCCUGAGGUAGGAGGUGGUGGCCACAGCCACGCUCCCAGCGGAGGCAACGGAGGCAACGGUGGCAAAGGACUGAGCAAGGUGGAGGUGGGAGCCCUGGUACUGGGCUGCCUCAUUCCUCUGGUGCUGUCCGUUGGUCACCACCAUUAGACCCAGCCCUCAUAACUGACUUUUAAGGCGGGUGUACAGGGGAAUGAAGUGAAAACGGAGAUCCCAAAUGUUGUGGGUCUAAAUGUCUUAUUGCUUGUUGUCUCCUGAUGGACCUCGUGGACCAGACUGGUGCUCAUUGCGGGGACAUCUUAUGACUCGAAAAAUGACCUUGAAUAAGAAAAUGAAUGAUCAGAGUUGCUACAGUGACAACCAAGGCACACGAGUAUGUUUGUUUGUUUUCUAUUUUUUUUUCUGAUGACGAAACAUCUUACAACUAUUGUAUGUGUCCAUUUAUUCCACCAGAAAUCUGUUUUUAAGAGAGGCCCAAGCCGAACCCUUUAGCUCUGUUUAUUUUCAGUGUUGCAUUAUUGUGCUUGUCCAAAGUGAAAGAAUUGAUCCUGAUUUCAUUAGUAAUGUUUUACUAAUGGCAGUUGCACAGUGAGAUUUGGAAGCCUGUGAUAUCGAAAAAACAAACUCUCUUUUUUUAUAUAUAAUUGUACAGAGUGUAAGUCUCUUUAGCAACAAUCCAGAUUAAUUUGAACCUGAUUUUCAAGUGCCAUAUUAGGAACAGAUACCUGACAAGACGGCGCCGUAAGGACGUUCCAAUUUGUAGAAAAUAUUCCUGGCUUAUUUUCCUAACGGAGAUCUUUUUCUCGCAGCCAACGAUGAAGCAGGAUGAGUGAUCAGCCCGAAUAACCAGCCAGAUGCUCGUAACAGUGUUUGCUUUGGCUAGUAAGUUUAUCUACAAAGUGGAGGUUUGUCUUGGUAAAAAAAAAAUGACGAGCAGUUUCUUGGCCUGAUUGGAAACCUAUUUAUGAUGAAUACUGCAGGUGUGUGUCUCCUUUUUUAAAACUACAUGUUUCAUGGACUGAUCUGCUGAAACGCGAAUCCUGCGUAAGGAAAAGACACAACCAGCCUUGAUGUAUCACAACCUGAACUAUCACUUUUAUUUUAUCUGUUUAGUUUCUGGAUUUAUAUCUGUUCUGCUUCACUUGGAGAGUAAUUAUAAAUAGAGGUUGCAGGAAAAAAACUGUAUAGAAUUGUCUUAAGUGAUUGUAUAGAGUGUUAGCGCUUAUUCAGAAGUGGAGGUUACUUCAGCAGCUCUGAGUGAAUUUGCCUCACAGAGGGCCUUUACUGUAUGAAAACAUCUAGGGACCAUCGGCUCAGGAGAACAGACAUGUUGCAGCCCCAGCGAUUAGAAUUUUGAACAAAUGUUUAUUUUUAGCGUUCAAGUUGAUUUACCCCUCGUUAAUUAAUCACACUUGAGCAAUAAUCGUACACAUGAAAUUGGGGCAAUGCCACUUCUUCCUCAGGAGUGCAGCAGUGUCUGAAAUGGUUACAGAGGGUUUGCCUUCAUCUUCAAAGGGUUUGUUAUGUCAUGUCGAAACUCUUGAACGCAGCCCUGCUCUGACACCCCUGUUUCUGCCUCAGUACCAUUAAAACAGUAACAGGUUGAUGCAUUAAAAUGGAAGUAGGAUGCUCCCUCUCUUAUCGGGGCACAUGGAUAUUGUGAGUGUUACUGUAUCACUGCCUGCUCACAGCAGUGUGCAUGUAUAUGUAUGUAUGUGUGCUGUACAGAGUAACUUCUUCCUUCCACAUCAUCAUGAUCUCUUGUGUGAGAUGGAACUGCUUACUCGCAAAUACAAUUUCUUUUUUUAAUUGGA